AUGCGUGCAGGCGAUCCCAUCGAAAGUACAAUUUCUGCAACCCAAACUGUUUUACGCAAGAUCAAUCCUUCCUACGAGCUAUUCAUGUGCGCUAAUCAACACACCCCCUUGAACAACGAUCCAUCCGCCGCGGUAUCUGCCGCUCUCGGAAAUCCUGGCAGCCAGCCAAUUGACUGGCUUUCUGCGAAUCCUAUGUCCUUCCAAAGUCCUUUCAUCAACAAGAACUCAGAAAUCCCCAUGCCCCAGUGGAAUUCACAGGACCUUGAGGGACCGGAAACGGGACGCUCCGCAGGCUCGACUGAGGACCUUCUUGAUUUUACACAGUCUGAUAUGGGUUGGAAUUUGGAUUUUUUGACGAUGGACCUUGAAACAUUCUUUUCAACAUACGAUCAUUUGAGUGGCUAA
This is a messenger RNA of Penicillium oxalicum, 405 nucleotides long. RefSeq lists its product as uncharacterized. The record is from RefSeq and is a predicted model, not a curated record. The transcript has a single exon. Bases 1 to 405 code for a protein of 134 amino acids. NCBI's taxonomy places the organism in Eukaryota, Fungi, Ascomycota, Eurotiomycetes, Eurotiales, Aspergillaceae.